Molecule: messenger RNA, 1302 nt
Organism: Procambarus clarkii (red swamp crayfish)
Lineage: Eukaryota; Metazoa; Arthropoda; Malacostraca; Decapoda; Cambaridae
Source: RefSeq, a predicted model, not a curated record
AUGUGGCAAGCAGAACACAUGAACAAGACAGAUAGUACGUGGCGAGCAGUACACAUCAACAAGCCAGAGAGUUCAUGGCGAGCAGAACACACGAACAAGCCAGAUAGAACAUGUCGAGCAGAACACAUGAACAAACCAGAUAGUACAUGGCAAGCAGAACACAUGAACAAGCCAGAUAAUCACAUGAACAAGCCAGACAGUACGUGGCGAGCAGAACACAUGAACAAGCCAGAUAGUAUGUGUCGAGCAGAACACAUCAAGAAGCCAGUUAGUAGGUGGCGAGCAGAAUACAUGAAGAGGCCAGACAGUACGUGGCGAGCAGAACACAUGAACAAGCCAGAAAGUUCGUUGGGAGCAGAACGUAUGAACAAACCAGAUAGUACAUGGCGAACAGAACACAUGAUCAAGCAAGAUAGCAUGUGGGGAGGACCACACAUGAACAAACCAGACAAAAACAUGAACAAGCCAGAUAGUACGUGGCGAGAAGAAUACAUGAACAAGCUAGAUAGUAUGUGGCGCGCAGAACACAUGAACAAGCCAGAUAGAACGUGGCGAGCAGAACAUUUGAGCAAGCUAGAUUGUACAUGGCGAACAGAACACCUGAACAAGCCAGAUAGUAUGUGGCAUACAGAAAACAUGAACAUGCCAGAUAGUACAUGGCGAAAAGAACACAUGAACAAGCCAGACAGUACGUGGCGAGGAGAACACAUGAACAAGCCAGAUAGUACGUGGCGAGCAGAAAACUUGAACAAGCUUGAUAAUCACAUGAACAAACCAGAGAGCACGUGGCGAGCAGAACACAUGAACAAGCCAGAUAGUACCUGGCGAGCAGAACACGUUAACAAGCCAGGUAGUACGUGGCGAGCAGAACACAUGAACAAGCCAGAUAAACACAUGAACAAGUUAGAUAGUAUGUGGCGAACAGAACACAUCAACAAUCCAGAUAGUACAUUUCGAGCAGAACACAUCAACAAGCCAGUUAGUACGUGGCGAGCAGAACACAUGAACAAGCCAGAUAGUAUGUUACGAACAGAACACAUCAACAUUCCAGUUAGUACAUGGCAAGCAGUAGACAUCAACAAGCCAGUUAUUACCUGGCGAGCAGAACACGUCAACAAGCCAGAUAAACACAUGAACAAGACAGAUAGUACGUGGCGAGCAGUACACAUCAACAAGCCAGAGAGUACAUGGCGAGCAGAACACACGAACAAGCCAGAUAGUACAUGUCGAGCAGAACACAUGAACAAACCAGAUAGUACAUGGCAAGCAGAACACAUGAACAAGCCAGAUAGUACCUGGUGA